UUUCUUAUUUCAUAAAACAUGCACUUCAAUAUUUUUGUUUGAUUAUUUCCUAAAAUCAUAAUGUUUUAUAUUACUAUUCUCCUUAGGGUGUCCCUGUGCCAGGAAACCAAGGGAGAUGAGAGUUGUACAGUUAAGGAAAUUCAAAGGUUUCCGAAGAGUGUUUGUUAUUGUCAUUAUAUGUUUGGUUGCCUUGGCUACCAUGCGUAAAUUUUCUACAAGAAAUAUAACAGUUCAGAAAAAUCCGGUACCAUAUGGCAGGAACGAAAGGAAAAUCACAGUAGGGUUCCAUGGGAGAGCAGGUAAUCAGAUGUUCCAAUACGCUUCACUUAUAGGGAUUGCUAAAAUGAAUAACAUGACCCCGGUCUUACUGGAGAUAACAGAACUAUGGAAUAUGUUUGACUUGCCUAUAAGUACUGCAUAUAUGGAUAAAUCAGGGAAAUAUACAGAGGUAAAGGAGGAACAUACGGCCGUGUAUGCUCCAAAAUUCGAAAAUAUUAAAAGUACCACUGAUGUAUAUCUUAAUAGGUAUUUACAAUCUUGGAAGUAUUUUGAAAAUGUCAAGAUGGACUUGAAACAGCGACAUUACAAAAUAAAAAAUGCACUUUUAGAAGAGGCAUCGCCUUACGUUCAAGACAUAAAGAGAAAAGUUUCUAAAGAGGCAGUUUUCGUUGGUGUCCAUGUAAGACGUGGAGAUAUAGUGCACGAAAGAAAACCAGUAGGUCAUAUUCCUGCGCCAAUACCCUAUUUUUAUAGGGCGAUGAAUUAUUUCCGGAAACGAUAUUCUAACGUUGUUUUUGUCAUGAUUUCUAAUAGUAUGAUGUGGUGUCAAGAUCAUUUAGACGAUUCUUCAAAUGUAUACCAUGUUGAGACUGGCGACCCUUACAUAGAUUUUGCUAUUUUACAUAAAAUGGACCACCUUAUACUUUCGGUGGGAACAUUUGGCUGGUGGGCAGGAUAUUUGUCCCCUGGUACCGUCAUUUUCUAUAAAGGGUACCCUAAAGCAAAUACCACAAUGAGCAUCGAGAUGAAACAAACAGACUUUAUCCCACGUCACUGGGUCGGGCUUUGAUAAUUUCCAGAUAUAUAGGACAAAGCAAACAUAUCUUCAAAACCACGAAAAGAUACACAUUCCAAAUAACUACUAGUGUGGUUAUAAUAACUCGGACAACAUGACUUGUUCCGUAUGUUUGUGCUCAAUGUUUUAAGUCGCGCGAUGGAAAGACGAUUGUAAUAAACGAUGUAAAGUGGCAAACAUCGAAUAGGUUUGCGAGACAUCAGACUUGACCAAGGGAUGGACGGCUUUGCAAACUGUGGGUUGAACAUUAUAAUGCAUCAAACAAUUGGAAGGACAUGGUGAGAGACUACAAGAGCAAUUCCGUUCAAUAUUGACCGUCAUUCAAAAAAAAAUGUUGUGUUUUGCAUUCAUAAAAGCGUCUCAAUAUUUUCCAUAUACUAUAAGUGAUAAGGCAGUAAUCACGUUAAUUUCUUUCAUAAUAUCAGAGGUUAUGGACAAUGUGCACAUGCAGAAGAAUACUUGAUGAUUGGUUUCAAUAUAUAAUCUGUUAUAUUUUAAGAAUAUCCAGAAUGAUUUAAUUGUUCGUUACAGCAAGUGUGACGAAACACUGAAGUAUUUAUACUUGGUCAAUCCUUGUUCAGACAUCAGUGCAACAUCCUAUGAUUUGUAAAUACUUGUCUAUAAAGAUGGAUGCGUAACUUGAUAAUCAUAUAGGAAGAUGUGGUAUGAGUGCCAAUGAGAUUAGGCCUGUUUCUCAGAUACCACAAGCAGUAGAUGAACUAUAUUUUGUGUUUGGAAUGAUUGUAAGGGGUACAUGUAGGUCUGCCAGGUUUUCUUCUGACCUUAAUCUCAUAUUCAUGGUUCAUUGGUCAAUGUUACGUUUUUGUGGUUUUGUCAUUUAGGUAUUUAAAGCAAUUGGUCAAUUAUAUCUGGUGUAUGGAAGGAUUGUACAAUGUACAUGUCGGUCUAGCCAAUAUUAGAUGACAUUGACCUCAUUUUCAUGGUUAAAUAGUCAAUGUUGAGAUUUCGUUUUUUGUCAAAUUUUCAAAUCAUAAUAAUAGGUCAG
Molecule: messenger RNA, 2081 nt
Organism: Mytilus trossulus (common blue mussel)
Lineage: Eukaryota; Metazoa; Mollusca; Bivalvia; Mytilida; Mytilidae
Product: galactoside alpha-(1,2)-fucosyltransferase 2-like
Exons: 2
Coding region: 116-1069 (317 amino acids)
Biological process (GO): carbohydrate metabolic process
Cellular component (GO): membrane
Molecular function (GO): galactoside 2-alpha-L-fucosyltransferase activity
Source: RefSeq, a predicted model, not a curated record